AUGGCAACCAAGUUUGGCUUAGCCGGCGGCAUUCCCGAGCGCAAGGUUCGUCCAAUAUGGGAUGCCAUUGAUUCACGCCAGUUCAAGAACGCUCUCAAACACGUCACCACUCUCCUUGCUAAGCACCCUAAUUCCCCCUACGCACUCGCUCUCAAAGCGCUGGUGCUUGAACGGAUGGGAAAGCCUGACGAGGCCUUUUCCGUUGCGCUCAACGCGAAGGAGCUUCUCUACGCGAACGAUUCUCUGCUGAUGGACGAUCUCACUCUCAGCACCCUUCAGAUUGUGUUUCAGCGACUGGAUCACUUGGACUUGGCUACCGGGUGUUAUGAACAUGCCUCUAGUAAAUUCCCGGGUAACUUGGAACUAAUGAUGGGGCUGUUUAACUGCUAUGUUCGAGAGUAUUCGUUUGUGAAGCAACAACAGACAGCUAUCAAAAUGUAUAAGCUUGUUGGAGAAGAAAGGUUUCUUCUUUGGGCAGUUUGCAGCAUCCAAUUACAGGUACUUUGUGGCAGUGGAGAAGACAAGCUUUUAUUUUUAGCUGAAGGCUUACUUAAGAAACAUGUAGCUUCACAUAGCUUACAAGAACCCGAAGCUCUUACAAUCUACAUUUCUAUAUUGGAACGACAAGCUAAGUUUGGUGAUGCCUUAGAAAUUCUGUCUGGGAAAUUGGGAUCACUGUUGAUGAUUGAAGUUGAUAAGCUACGGAUGCAGGGGAGACUUCUGGCUCGGGCAGGUGACUACAGUGCAGCGGCUGAUAUCUUUAACAAAAUUCUGGAGUUAUGCCCUGAUGACUGGGAGGGCUUCCUUCAGUACCUAGGCUGUUUGUUAGAAGAUGAUAGUAUUUGGUGUGAUGAGGCUGUUAAUGAUCCUGUUCAUCCCCCAAAGUUUGUCAACUGCAAAGUCUCACACUUGACAGAAGAACAGUUUGACAGUCAAAUAUCAAUCGCUUCCGCAUGUGUACAGAAGUUGCUAGCAGAUACUGUUAAUAACUUGAUAAGGUGUCCAUACCUGGCAACUAUAGAAAUUGAGCGAAGAAAGCAUUUGUAUGGGAAAAGAAAUGAUGACGAUGUAAUGAAUGGCAUUGUGCAAUACUUUUGCAGGUUUGGUCACUUGGGCUGCUUUACAUCCGAUGUUGAAAUGUUUGUUGAAGUGAUCACUUCUGAUCAGAGGACAGAACUUUUGGAGAAGUUAAUGAAAGCUCAGGACACUUUAUCAGUUCCACCAACCAAGGCUCUUGGGCUGUCUAUAAGCUUUUUCAAAAUUAAACAAUUAUUGCUUGGGGACAUCUCCACAUCUUGUGCAAGGGAUCUUGAGGCCUCUUGUGUUCAAAUGUUUGAGAUGUAUUGCACAAACCUUCCACUUUCAAAAGAUUUGGAUCCACAGGAGGGGACAUAUGGUGAGGAGCUGCUUUCAAUGAUAUGUAGCAUUUUGGUCCAGUUAUUCUGGCGUACUAAAGACGUUGGUUAUUUGGUUGAGGCAAUUAUGGUUUUGGAGUUCGGCUUGGCAAUACGAAGAUAUGUGUCACAAUACAAGAUCCUGCUGUUGCAUUUGUAUAGCCACUGUGGUGCUCUUGCAGUGGCACAUGAAUGGUACAAGUCCAUGGAUGUCAAAAAUAUCUUGAUGGAAAGUAUAUUGCAUCACAUAUUGCCUCAGAUGUUGGUAUCUCCUCUUUGGACUGAGUUAAACAAUCUGCUAAAAGAUUACUUGAAGUUUAUGGAUGACCACUUCAGAGAAUCUGCAGAUUUAACUUUUCUUGCAUAUCGACAUAGAAAUUACUCAAAAGUAAUUGAAUUUGUCCAGUUUAAGGAUAGGUUGCAACACUCUAGUCAGUAUUUAGUGGCCCGAGUUGAAACAUCCAUUUUACAACUAAAGCAGAGUGCCAAUAACAUUGAAGAAGAAGAGGGUGUUCUUCAAGGCAUGAAAUGCGGUGUUCACUUCCUUGAGCUGUCUAAGGAGGUAGGGUCAAAGUCUUUGACCUUCAAUGAGGACUUGCAGUCAAGGCCCUGGUGGACACCAUCUUCAGAGCAAAAUUACCUUUUAGGGCCAUUUGAAGGGAUUUCUUAUUAUCCGAAAAAAAUAUCGACCAAAGAUAGGGAAGCAAGUUUAAAGAGGGUUGUUGAAAAGAAAUCCCUACUUCCUCGGAUGAUCUAUCUUUCGAUUCAAAGUGCUUCAGUAUCAACCAAGGAGCAUGCGGAGGUCAAUGGUUCGGUUACCCCGGACAUUACAUCGGAGCUAAAAUUGUUGCUGGAGUGCUAUGCACAAUUUUUGGGCUAUUCUCUGACUGAAGCAAUAGAAGUGGUCAUGGAUUUCUAUAAUGAAGAAAGGUCUUCUGUGGUUUCUGACUCCAACUUGAUUGACUGGUUGAAUUUCACUGUAUUUUUAAAUGCCUGGAGCUUGAGUUCCAAUGAAUUUGUGAAUCCAGAUGGAAAUGGAUGUAGGCCUCGAAUUUGGAAUAUCUUAGAUUCUUUGCUGGAAAAGUAUAUUUUAGAGAAGAUUAGGUCCAUAGAGCCUCAGCUCUGUUCUCCUUGGAGUGGCAUUGAACUUCUGAUACAGAUAGUUACAGAACCAUUGGCGUGGCAUGGACUUGUUAUCCAAUCUUGUCUGAGAUCCUGUUUUCCAUCUGGUAAAAAGAAAAAGAAAAGUGGAUCAGCUUAUCAGUCUAGCUCGAAUAUGGCUCAUGCUAUAACAGAUUCUGUGGUGCAUUUAUCUCAUGUGUUAGAGGAUGUUAUGAAAUGGAUUAGUGAAUGGUUGAGAAAACCUGAAGAUGAGAAUAUGGAGAACAUUUUUUUCCUUCUUAACAAAGACGGGAAUAAUGAUGGACCAGGGAAGGUCUUUCGCAUGCUAGAAAAAUUUAUUUCCUCUGUGAACGACGCUGAAUUUGGUGAUCAUAUUGCCCCACCUCUCAAGUCUUGGAGUCCUGCUGAUGUUGCCAGGAAAAUGAUUUCUGGGAAGCUUAGAGUACUGAUGGAAUUUGGAGACAUAUGUGACUCAAAAUUGAAGUUAUUACAUUCUUUGAAACAGCACAUAGCACAAAUAUGAAGAAUCCUCCAGAUUAUUUAUGCCUGACAAACCGCUUAUCAAUUUGAAAACACAUAUAUUCAAUGCCAGGGUUUGAGAAAAUGUGCUUCUGUCCUGCUGUUAUUUUCAUUGCCUUCAUCAUCUACAGAAUAUGCCGUAUUGGAAAAGCUUCUAUGGGACAGUUAUCAUGGUGUGUUGCUAGCUCAUUGUUCGCUCUUAUUUUUAUGGUCCUUUUCUUGUAAAAUCACACCCACCCACCCCCUUUUGAGCUGUCUCCGGAUUUUCUUAAGUGUAGUCUGAGCAGAAAUUUUGGCAGUGUAUUGGUUCGAAUUUUUUUAAAUUAAAGUAAAAUUUCAAAAUAUUCUGAUGAUGAUAUAUGCAUCAUUAUUGCAAAA
Messenger RNA from Vigna radiata var. radiata (mung bean), 3413 nucleotides. RefSeq names its product N-terminal acetyltransferase B complex auxiliary subunit NAA25. The record is from RefSeq and is a predicted model, not a curated record. NCBI's taxonomy places the organism in Eukaryota, Viridiplantae, Streptophyta, Magnoliopsida, Fabales, Fabaceae. Gene Ontology annotation, biological process: N-terminal peptidyl-methionine acetylation. Gene Ontology annotation, cellular component: cytoplasm; NatB complex. The transcript is spliced from 19 exons. The coding region runs from base 1 to 3039 and encodes 1012 amino acids. Gene Ontology annotation, molecular function: protein binding; protein-N-terminal amino-acid acetyltransferase activity.